Folsomia candida is the source of this 1180-nucleotide messenger RNA. RefSeq lists its product as uncharacterized. The coding region runs from base 1 to 1161 and encodes 386 amino acids. Lineage: Eukaryota; Metazoa; Arthropoda; Collembola; Entomobryomorpha; Isotomidae. The transcript is spliced from 5 exons. The record is from RefSeq and is a predicted model, not a curated record.
AUGCUGGAUAUUUGGACCUCGAGACAGAAAGUUUCAGUUAUUGGAUUUACAGCACAAUACGAGAAGGAUUGGAAGAUUUGUCAAUCUACCUUGGGAUUUAAAGAAUUCUCUGACUCCCACACGGCAGAAAACAUUAAGAUUAAGAUUUCCACUAUAACCGCUGACAACGCAUCCAAUAUCCUGUCGGCCUUCAAAAUUAAAGAUAUUGAUGUAGACGAAGACGACGAAAACAGUCAAUGGUUUCAUCAACCCGACGAGGAAAACGAGGAUGAAUCCUUACCCAACGUACAAAAUUGUGGUUUCCCUAGUGCUUUACCAAGAAAUUCCUGCCUUGCACACUUGCUUCAACUUGCCAUCCGUGACGCCAUAUCGGAAAAUGAUUUUGUAGUCAGUUUAAUUAAGGAUGUUAAUGGAAUUGUCAGAUUUUUCCAUAAAAGCACACAUUAUUAUUCGAAACUAAAAAAAAUAAAUGGCGAUCUCAGCUUAAUUAAGCCAUGCACAACCAGGUGGAAUUCGCAAUAUCAUUGUUUGAAAAGGAUAUGUACCCACGGAAAGAAUAAGGAGCCAAUGAUUUCUUCUAUAAACCAGAUCUUGAAGGAAGCUAAAGCUGAAAAAAAAUCAGGGAAAGGCAAAAUACCAAAAUGUAUUACCAAGGAGAUGGAAGAAAUGAUGUUCGAAAUUUUGAAGUUGCUACAGCCGUUUGCCAAUCUCACUGAUGCUUUGCAGGGAGAUGACGUAACAUCUUCACUCGUGAUUCCAGGUUUAUUGGAUGCCGUGAAAGAUGCGGACAAUCACGUUUUCACUAAGCACGAAAGUCAACUGCUGGGAUUCAAAGCCUCUCUCGUUACUUCAGUUGUUCAGAGGUUUACCACCAAUAAGGAUAGAGGGGAAAGGAUCUUGAACGCUGACGGAAAAACUCGCAAUAUAGUUACAAUUGACGCCAUGAGCAGCAAAGCAUAUAUUUUAGCAGCUGUAUUAGACCCUCGCAUAAAGACUCUUCCCUUUCAAGGGCAUGCAAAUGGUACACCAUUCGAACAAAAAUUCCCUACCCGUGACAACGUGAUUGACAUGUUAAAAAAUGAAAUGAUGGAACACUAUAUUUCUACUGUUGAAGUUGAACAAGAAGCUACGGCAGCUCCAGUAAAAAAAAGUCAAAACUAGGAUUUUUUGAGAAAAUUAA